GCUCAGCUAAACGUUAACAGAAUCGAUAGGUGUUGGCAAAAAUGCGACUAAAACAACACACCGCCGCUCAUGAUGACGCAAAAAACAACAAAAAGAACUUCGUGUUACCACCUUACAAUAUAUAUUACUUUAAUGAUGCCAUAACUAUGUUGCUUCGCGUUUUGUUUUCGCGAUGUCACCUUCGAGUGUUUUCACGUCAGUAAAAUGAUGACGGUGCGGUCUGUGUGAUUGAUUACCUGGAUUUACUUGUUUCGCGUUUACAUUUUUGUACGAAUGGUCGUUAUUUAAUUCCCAUUUGUCGAGCUAAAUGUUGCUAUGCAAAGUCAUGGUUCCGUUAGCCGUGUGUUGUCCAAGCAUGUGAUCCGUUCCUGACAAUGUGUCAUGGGGUGUAGAUUAGGAGCGCCGCUGUCCUAGCACUUUGGCCUCCUUUACAAGCGCUGUGGUCUCUUUUCGUGGGUUAUUUUACACGAAAUAAGCAAAACGAUAUGUAGAAGUACGCCUUUUGACCACCAGACUGUUCUCUAACGCUAAACUUAAAUAAAAUCACGUAACCGAGGUUGGAUUUUUGGUCGGUUCUGCUGGAUGGACUGCUCAAAUGGCACAUUUGGUACAUUCAACUGAAUCGAGGCACAAUGACUUCAAGGAAGAAAGUCCUCCUGAAAGUCAUCAUCCUCGGAGACUCUGGAGUGGGGAAGACCUCGUUGAUGAACCAGUAUGUGAAUAAGAAGUUCAGUAACCAGUACAAAGCUACGAUAGGUGCAGACUUCUUGACGAAAGAAGUCAUGGUGGAUGACAGACUUGUCACAAUGCAGAUUUGGGACACAGCAGGUCAGGAGAGGUUCCAGUCUUUAGGAGUGGCGUUCUAUCGCGGCGCAGACUGCUGCGUUCUCGUGUUUGACGUGACGGCACCCAACACCUUCAAGACUCUAGACAGCUGGAGGGACGAGUUUCUGAUCCAGGCCAGCCCCAGAGACCCAGAGAACUUCCCCUUUGUGGUGCUCGGCAACAAGAUCGACUUAGAGAACAGACAGGUCACAACCAAGCGGGCACAGGCUUGGUGUCAGAGCAAGAACAACAUCCCCUAUUUUGAAACCAGCGCCAAGGAGGCCAUCAAUGUAGAGCAGGCCUUCCAGACUAUUGCACGCAACGCUCUCAAACAGGAGACCGAGGUGGAGUUGUACAACGAAUUUCCAGAGCCGAUAAAGCUAGACAGGAACGAGCGAGCUAAGCCUUCAGCGGAGACCUGCAGCUGCUGAGGACCACAGAGAUCUGCGUCAUGGCCCUCAUCACCCCGUCAUGCCUUGUCUAAAUAUUCUCCCUUCCUAUGACCCACCACGUUGCCCUCUCAUGCCCAUUGUACAAGCAGCAUCCUGCUCAAAAGAGCACGACACGAUCAACAUGCUGCACCCUCUUCCUUAUGUAUGAGAAACACACAUUUUCUAUCAAGUAUCGGUCUCCUAGCCCAAAGAACACCUUAAAAAUCGUAUGCUUAUUAUUCUUGUCCAGUGUUUUUUCAUGUUUAAAUGGCAACAAGACAUUUUCAGUUCUUUGAAUAUUGCUGCUUUCACAAUCACUUGUUUUACAUUGAGCUUAACUUCCUAUUCGACUUGUGUUUCAAAGUUGUUCUUUUUCUGGAGCUCUGGUGGUAUUUUCUUAUAUUCACAGGGCGACACUACUGCAUGAAGAAUAGAGGAAACACUGCUCCCCUCCUUUUAGUUAUUUGUCUUGUUGCUUUGUGUCACGUACUGCCUCACACAACCUUAAAUUAUAAUACAUGUUGGGGAUCAAGACUCAAAUUCGGAUGAUUAGAAUGUGACAAUUCCAGUGAUAUCUUGCCUGUUGAUGUGCUAAUUGGUACACAGUGAACAUGAAGAGAAAUGAGAAGAUCACUAAAGUGUGCAGGUUGUUCUUGUUGUCAUUAGAAAUAACUUAAUUGUGGAGCUACUUGAAACUGGCACGAGGUUAGUUUUGUUCUGCUUUUGAAUUUUUUGUACAGUAAUCACUUCUUGAUGAAACAAAUCGACAGCAUUUUGCGUCAGCCCUGGAUUAGAAGUCAUAACUCUGUACUCAUAGCCAAUGUGUUUCUUUUUAUUGAUAACUGUUUCAAAGACUUUGUUCAAUUGCAAUCAUUUUGUGGGGACAACAAACAUGUACAGCUCCAUAUCCAACUGCCAGUUGCUUUAAGUGCUUGACAUUUCUUUUAACCAAUCAGAACUGUCUGUUUGAAUUAUGUUAAAAUGGAAAUGCAUUCUAGAUUAGAAGAUCACUAACAAACUAACAGAAAAAGUGAAAUGGGGGAACUAGUGGCAUUCGUCAUUAUAUUCUAAAUAUGAUAAAUGCAUAGCAAUGUUUCAAAAUGUCUUUGCCUUUCAAAAAUAAGGGUAAUAAAACAAUCCAGCAACC
Messenger RNA from Corythoichthys intestinalis (scribbled pipefish), 2403 nucleotides. Its product is annotated as ras-related protein rab7. Gene Ontology annotation, biological process: phagosome-lysosome fusion; endosome to lysosome transport. The record is from RefSeq and is a predicted model, not a curated record. The coding region runs from base 633 to 1256 and encodes 207 amino acids. NCBI's taxonomy places the organism in Eukaryota, Metazoa, Chordata, Actinopteri, Syngnathiformes, Syngnathidae. Gene Ontology annotation, molecular function: GTPase activity; GTP binding. The transcript is spliced from 6 exons. Gene Ontology annotation, cellular component: lysosome; late endosome; phagocytic vesicle.